Molecule: messenger RNA, 1337 nt
Organism: Pisolithus orientalis
Lineage: Eukaryota; Fungi; Basidiomycota; Agaricomycetes; Boletales; Pisolithaceae
Product: maintenance of mitochondrial morphology protein 1
Exons: 5
Coding region: 105-995 (296 amino acids)
Biological process (GO): phospholipid transport
Cellular component (GO): ERMES complex; endoplasmic reticulum
Molecular function (GO): lipid binding
Source: RefSeq, a predicted model, not a curated record
ACGUGAGGCCGGCAACGACCUCCGUUAGAAACACAUCUUGUAUGAGCUGAGAGUCCUCAACUCAGGACAAGUCUCGUCGUGCGGUCGUCGUCCUCGUCGUCGUCAUGGGCAGCAACUACAUAUUCUCACUGACGCCGACCUUCACGCAAGGCCUCGUUCUCGGUCAACUGUCAAUACUGGUCCUCCUUGCACUUGUGCUCAAGUACCUUUUUUUCAUUUCACCGAUCGAACAGCCCAAUAUACAGAAUUUCCAUCCUCGUACAGUACCUGACCACCCGUCGUGGAGCCGCACACCCAAAGUCGAGGAGGACGGUACCCCCGAAGCGAGCCUUGAGUCCACUGCCUGGUUCAACUUGCUCGCGCGUCAGGUCAUUGACGUCUAUCGUGCCAAGUUACAAAAUGAGCUAACUGGACUCGAAGGGAUUGAAGUCGCCAGACAGCGAGUAGAAGCUUACGCCAACACCAUACGACCUCGUAACUUCUUAGAUCACAUCACUGUGCAUGCCGUUGACCUCGGGAACUCUGCACCCCAGCUGUUUAAUGCCCAAAUGGUAGAUGCCAGCGAAGCCCAUGACGCACUGCCGUAUGUCAAGUUUGAUAUGUCCUAUUCCGAUACUAUCUCUGUUUCACUUUCUACCACGUAUCUUUUCAACUAUCCAAUGUCGUCUUUUGCCCGGCUCCCAGUUUCGCUCACAAUCUCUCUUUCCCGAUUUGAAUCUUCUAUUGUCCUCUCCGCCCCAUCACCUGGAGAUGCUCCGCCUGUUUUAUCUGUCUCAUUACCUCCAGACUUUACACUCAGGUUGAAGACUACGUCACUGAUGGGUAGCCGUGCUAUGCUCAAAGACGUGCCCAAGCUCCAUGACUUAAUUGAGUGCCAAGUUCGCCGAGUACUCGCCGCGAAGGGGACUUGGAAGGUCGGUUUGCCUGGCCUUGCGAGUGUGUCCGAGAUCAAGGCUGCAAUACACAAUAACGCGACGGUUGAGACUCCUGCAUGAUGCUGGUACCAUUGAUAGGUUUAGAUUCACUGUUUUCGUCAUGACGAGCGGUUCAGACGAAACAUGCCACAAAACCACAUCUUACCCGCACAGGAAGCCGGUGUUUGAAAGUACCAGUGAAGGAUCAAGUGAGCAUGGUAGAUAGAUUCUUUCGCUGCGGACGUUGAAGGAGUACGUCGGGAGCCUCACAGGAAUCGAAUUCUCUUCGAUCUUCCUGAUCAUACCCGGUCCAAGUUUUUCCGGCGUUGUUCCUUCGCUGUAGAGCACUACAAGUAGUUGCCGCAGGUACUUGCUGUAAUCGACUCAUAGAAGUACUACUACAUACACUGGUAUUUCACACGC